Messenger RNA from Aureococcus anophagefferens, 2788 nucleotides. RefSeq lists its product as hypothetical. The record is from RefSeq and is a predicted model, not a curated record. The transcript has 3 exons. NCBI's taxonomy places the organism in Eukaryota, Pelagophyceae, Pelagomonadales, Pelagomonadaceae. The annotation marks the transcript as partial.
CCAGUACGAGGCGCUCGUCGAGUGCGCCUACGGCGCCAUCGGCCAGCUCGUCUUCGGCGAGCGGUGCGACCUCGCGUGCGCCGCCGCGUCGCCGCCGGACCGGCCCGUCGUCGUCGGGUCCGUGACGCUGAGCGGCAUGAGCGCCGCCUACGCCGAGACCUUCGAGGACGCGUUCGUGGAGGCGAUCGUCGGCCUCGCGGGCGACCCCGACGUCGUCGACGGCGCCCUCGGCUUCCGGAACAACGUCGUCGUCUCGUACGAGCUCGUCUUCGCGACGAGCGGCGCGGCCACCGCCGCCGCCGCGCGCCUCGCCGCCGCGACGGCCGACGACUGGCUCGCCGCGCUCGCCGCGGAGGACGAAGCCGCCUUCGCGAACGCGCGCGUCGUCGACGGAGAGGCCGUCGCGACGACGGAGCUCGCGGCCGGGGGCCCGUCGUCGUCGUCGUCGUCGAAGAAGAAGGCCGACGACGACGGCAUCAUCGACGGCCUCAGCGAGGUCGACGGCAUCAUCGUCAUCGUCAUGAUCUGCGUCGUCGCGCUCGGCUGCUGCGUCUGCGCGGGCCUCGUCGCCAAGUACCAGGCGGACAACGGCAACUCCUUCUCCUUCCCGUCGCGCUCCAAGGCCUACGGCGCGCCGCCCAAGACCUACGCGGACUACAACCGCGACGCGCCGGCCGAGGACUACUCGCGCGACGGGCCCAACUACGCCGCGGACGCUUCGCCGCGCGACGACUGGCCCGCGUCGCCCGCGGCCGACGAGGAGUUCGCCUACGGCGCCGAGCCCGCGCGCGAAACGCCCGCGCACCCCAAGGACGACUACGACGACCCUCGGUGCCCGUCGCUCGAGGCCGUCGAUUUGGCGGACUGCCCCGCGUCGAGCUCGCUCGAGUUCCUCGUGAGCUGCGCGCUGUCGCUCGCCGUCGGCGACCUCUGCGAGGGCGACGGCGAGUGCGGCACGUCCGACGCCCUCAACAACUGCGGCGGCGAGGUCGGCAUCGAGGCCGACGUCUACCGCGCCGUCGCGGCGCCGACGCCCGCGCCGACGCCCGCGCCGACGCCCGCGCCGGCGCCCGCGUGCGCGCCGCUCGCGGCCGUCGGCGCGGCGGACUGCCCCGCGACGGUCUCGCUCGAGUUCCUCGUCAAUUGCGCGGCGGAGUCGCUCGUCGUCGGCGAUUUGUGCGAGGGCGACGGCGAGUGCGGCACGUCCGACGGCCUGAACAACUGCGGCGGCGAGGUUGGGAUCGAGGCCGACGUCUACCGCGUCGUCGACCCCUCCGCGCCGGAGCCCGCGCCGGCGCCGGCGCCGGAGCCCGCGCCGGAGCCCGCCCCCGCCCCUGCGCCGGAGCCGGAGCCCGCGCCCGCGCCGGCGUGCGAGGUGCACGACGCGUGCGUGGGCUGCUGCUGGCGCGUCGACGGCGGGCGCUGCGUCCAGACGGCGGAGUGCGCGCUCGGGUGCCCGAGCCUCGAGGCGCUCGCGCGCGACUCGCCCGACUGCCCCGAGGAGCUCGACAUCCGCGACUGCGCGACGCCGGGCCUCGUCGCCGGCGACCUGUGCGAGUCCGACGGCGAGUGCGGCACGGACAAGAACGUCGACAACUGCCGCGACGAGAUCCACAAGGGCGCGGACUUCUACCGCGUCGUCGAAUACGCGUCGCCCCCUUCCCCCCGCCCGACCGCGCCGCGCCCGACGGCCGCGCCCGCGCCGCGCCCGGCGCCGACGGCCGCGCCCGCGCCGACGGCCGCGCCCGCGCCCGCGCCGACGGCCGCGCCGACGGCCGUCGCGUCGUCGUCGAAGAAGAAGGGCGGCGGGGCCACCGUCGGCGCCUUGCCGAUGACGGACUUCAUCGUCGUCGUCGUCGUGCUGGGCCUCCUCUGCUGCGGGCUCGCCGCCGCGGGCGCGGUCCUCGCCGCGCGCGGGAGCCGGGGCGGCGUGAAGCGCGCGGCCUACGGCUUCGACCGCGAGCCCGCGCCCUACGCGGCCUCCGGCGCCGCCGCGCCCGGGCCCUACGCGCCCGCCGCGACCUCGAGCGACCGGUCGCCCGCGCCCUACGCCGCCGUGCCGGACCGCCAGGGCUGGGCCGAGAACCUCCACCGCCAGCGGAGCCCCCCGGAGAGCCCGAAGGCGCCCGGGAUCCCGUCGCCGGCGUCGCGCGCGUCGAGCUCCGGCACCUUCCCCCUCAUGAGCCCGGACGUCGUCCGCGCGCAGCCGCCCUACGUCGAGCCGGGCGCCGUCGCCGGCGACGACAUGGAGCUCGACGACGACGACGUCUUCGAGGACGACGCCUCCGGCGAUGUGUGGGAGACGCACGAGGAUCCGGCGACGGGGAACCGCUACUUUUUGAACACGAGCACGGGCGAGUCGCGCUGGCCGUCGCAGAUGGAGGACGCCGCGGUCGGCGCGUCGCCCGCGAGCCCCGCCGGCGGCGGAUCCUGGCUCGGGACGCUGCUCUUCGUCGUCUUCGCCGCCGCCGCGGCCUUUGGCGCGACGGCGCUGCCCGCGGACCACGCCGUCCGCGCCGCCUGCCCCUUCGAGUUCCCCGCGACGGACGUCGCGGCGCUGAAGCUCAAAAUCGCCGACGUCCUCGCGACGGCCGAGUACCGCGUGCCGCCGGCGUCGCCGGCGGUGGAGGCCGUCGACGACUCGGCGCUGCCGUCGGCGAGCGACGUCGCCGGCGCCGGCGACGGCGGCGUCCUCGCGCGGCUGCGCGCGCAUCAGAAGAAGACGGCCGCGGCCUUCUCCGUGCUGGCCCUCAUGCCCCUCUACAACAAGCUCGUCGCGCCCAACUGA